Naegleria lovaniensis is the source of this 270-nucleotide messenger RNA. RefSeq lists its product as uncharacterized. The coding region runs from base 1 to 270 and encodes 89 amino acids. NCBI's taxonomy places the organism in Eukaryota, Heterolobosea, Eutetramitea, Acrasida, Naegleriidae. The record is from RefSeq and is a predicted model, not a curated record. The transcript has 2 exons.
AUGAUCCUUUCGGAUGAUGUUGUUCCAUCAAUUAAUAAUAAUAACACUGAAGCAACCACUACUAAUUCUCACAACAUCCAAUCUGACUACGCCAUUUCAGACGAAGACAAAUCUCUCACUAUUGAAGAAUUUCUUUUAAAGAAAGUCAAACUUAACAACGAAGAGCUCAUGCGUAGAAUGAAUCAAAUGAUUGAGAAAAUCCAAUCUGUUGGAGCUAAAAACAUUCGAGAUAUUGAGCAAACAUUCCAAGCGUUGAAGCUCAACAAAUAG